Messenger RNA from Caenorhabditis angaria, 8540 nucleotides. Lineage: Eukaryota; Metazoa; Nematoda; Chromadorea; Rhabditida; Rhabditidae. The record is from the annotation of a GenBank genome assembly.
AUGGGAACUUUGGGUGGUGGAAAAUAUGAGACACAAAUGUGUAUUGCUAUUAUCGAGGAUUUGUAUGGAAAAGUGAGUUUUUGGCUGAAAAUUUUAGCAAAAGCUGAAAUUCUGUCUGAAAAUCCGAAUUUUUCAUAGGAAAAUGCAGGUUUACUUGUGUUUUCACAUGAAAAAGGAAAGAUUUUCAGACAAAAUUUGAAUUAUUCUGAAAUUGUCGUUUUCCAAUUGAAAAUAUGCAAAAAUCCCGAUUUUUCAGCUGAAAAUGCUGAAAUUUCUGGAUUUUUGCAUAUUUUCAAUUGGAAAUCGGCGGAGAUGCGGAAGCUAUGCCCAAAUUUUGAAUUUUAACUCGAAAAUUUAUCAGUUGCUUUUCAGAUUGUUGGAAAAGUUGCUGAAACUCUGCUCAAAGAAAGUUGUCAACUGAAAACGUUGGAAUUCAAGCUGAAAGGACAGGUCACACCAAUUUUGAUCAGAAAAUCGCUGACAACUUUGAUCAAUUUUGGAUUUGUCAAAUUUUUCAUGGAUUCGAAUCGAAAAAGUUUGUAUAUUGUUGAACCGAAUGCGAUUAGACAUGUACUUUCUGCUCCAAGGUGAGUUGGCUGAAAAUCCAUGAUUUUCAGACGAAUUUUCGAGUUUUUCAUAGGAAAAUUCGGAUUUAUCUGCGUUUUCACAUGGAAGAUGCGAUUUUUUGUCUAAAAAUCAUUUUUUUGAAAGAAAAUUGUUGUAAAAAUGGAAAAAUGGAUGUUUUUGACCUAAAUUUGAUUUUUAAUCUGAAUUUUAAAUUUCACGCCAAAAUUUAGAGGCCUGGAAAAAUAGGUUUCAAAAUUAUCAUAGAUUUAUAGUUUUUUUAAAAAUAGAUGUUUUUAUUACACAUUUUCUAAUGAAAAAUCCUGAAUAUCAGCAAGGGACUUUAAAAAUCUGAAAUUUUGUCUGAAAAUCCAAAUUUUUCAUCGGAAAAUGCAGGUUUACUUGUAGUUUCAAAUGAAAGAGAACGAUUUCCAGACAAAACUUCUAUAUUAUAAAAAUUAUCUGAAAUUGUCGAUUUCCAAUUGAAAAUAUGCAAAAAUCCCGAUUUUCCAGCUGAAAAUGCUGAAAUUUCUGUAUUUUUACAUGUUUUCAAUCGGAAAUCGGCGGAGAUGCGGAAGCUAUGCCCAAAUUUUGAAUUUUUACUAAAAAUAAACUGUUUUCAGCCAGAUUUUCAGCCAAAAACUGAAUUUUCAGAGCCUGUUUGAUUGCCAAAACCCUUUAUGGUCCGGAUGCUGAAGCGAUUUGUGAAGAACUAUUUUCACAAGGAAAAUUAACAUGUUCAAAUGCGAUUCGACGAGUUCAAGCAAGAGAUGAACAAGCUUCGCUGAUGAAUUUGAAAAAAUCAUUCACGGAUUUGGCAAAUAGCCAAUUUAUCAUCAGAAAUCCGAAAGUUGAAGGAGAAUUACACGGAAUUCCACAAUUUGAAACGGUUUUUGAUGCAUUUGUUAUGCCAAAUGAAAUUAUGGAUAUGAGUGAAAGAAAAGAAACAGAAGAAGGAGGGAGUAGAAAAAGAAAAAUUGGGGAGAAAGGUGAAUAUUCGAGAAAUUGUGUUUUCUAGACGAAAUUUCGAGUUUUUCAUAGGAAAAUUCGGAUUUAUCUGCGUUUUCACAUAAAAGAUGCGAUUUUUUGUCUGAAAAUCAAUUUUGUCUACGAUAUUUUUCAUAGGAAAAUGUGGAUUUAUCCAUGUUUUCACAUGAAAAAUUAGAUUUUUCUUGAAAAAUUACCAUGAAAUGUUGUCUGAAAAUCCAAAAAAAUGCAUAUUAAAAAUUAUUCUGAAAUUGUCGAUUUCUGAUUGAAAAUAUGCAAAAAUUCCGAUUUUCCAGCUGAAAAUGCUGAUUUCUGGAUUCUUUGCAUAUUUUCAAUUGGAAAUCGGCGGAGAUGCGGAAGCUAUGCCCAAAUUUUGAAUUUUUCUGGAACAAUGUUAGGCUAUCUCGAAAAAAUCUGAAAAUUUGAACAACAUUCAUUAUUUUCUUCAAGUUUCAGCCAAAAUACACAUUUUUUCGAUUUCUUGAAAACAAUUAUGUUCUUAUUUUCAGCUAGAAAAACUUUAAAUUUUAAUUUUUCUGAAAAAUUCUAAAUUCGAGGGUAAAUUAUUUUGAAAUUGUCGUUUUCCAAUUGAAAAUAUGCAAAAAUCCCGAUUUUCCAGCUGAAAAUGCUGAAAUUUCUGGAUUUUUGCAUAAUUUCAAUUGGAAAUCGGCGGAGAUGCGGAAGCUAUGCCCAAAUUUUGAUUUUGAGUUUUCAGACAAUUUUUAGCUGGGAAAUCUCGAAUUUUUUAAUAAUAACUGAAAAAGUUGGAUUUUUCUGUAAAUUUGAGCAAUUUGAGCAAUUAGGCAGCUUGCCAGCCAAAAUUUUCCGAAAAUUCCAGAUUUUCAGCCAAAAAUCUCUAAUUUUUUCCAGUUGACGGAGAUGUUGGUGAAUAUUGGCGCCUGAAUUGGAACCGUUUCGACGCCUAUCUUCGCGAUGAAAUUAUUGUCGAAUUUUUGAUUGGGGGAACUAAUGUGAGCCUGAAAAUCUGAAAUUUUCAAAUCAAAAAACUCUGAUUUUCUUUAGGCCUCAACUUCAGAGGAUAAAACCCAUCAAAUUGUAUCGCAAACUUGUCAUCUGAUUUUCAAGCUUAAUGAAUUGAGAUGUUCCUCGUUGAAACCGGCGAAUGUCGAGAAUUUUACGGCUUCGGUAAGGGAAAAUCUUUAUUUAAAAAAAUCUAACAAGUUGUGACUGAAAUUUGUGAGAUCUUAUUGGUUUUUGAUCUCCAAAAUAACAAAAAAUGAAAAAACUCUUGUCGUAUAUUUUUAUUGAUAAUUAGAAUAAGAUAUGGAUAACCAAGAUAUUCCAAAAAUGAUAAUUUUCGUGCCUGAAAAAGUUUGAGAUGAUCCUCUUAACAAAAAGUUGACUAACCACAUUCAAAAAGAUGUUUGAUCUAUCUUCUAGAACAUGUUGAAUUUGAUAAACUUCAAAUAAAAUUAACAACGGAAUAUGGUAGAAGAUCAGCUUUAAAGUUUUCUGAAAUUGGGGAAUAAUUUGGUUUUUAGACGAAAUUUUCGAGUUUUUCAUAGGAAAAUUUGGAUUUAUCUGCGUUUUCACAUGAAAGAUGAGACUUUUUGUCUGAAAAUCAAUUUUUUACGAUAUUCUUUUAUGAAAAAUUGAAUUCUUCAUAGGAAAAUGUGGAUUUAUCCAUGUUUUCACAUGAAAAAUCGGUUAUUCUUGAAAAAGUCCCCUGAAAUUGUGUCUGGAAAUUCAAAUAUUCAUUGAAUGUUAUCUGAAAUUGUCGUUUUCCAAUUGAAAAUAUGCAAAAAUCGCGAUUUUCCAGCUGAAAAUGCUGAAAUUCCUGGAUUUUUGCAUAUUUUUAAUUGGAAAACGGCGGAGAUGCGGAAGCUAUGCCCAAAAAUCAAAUAAAAUUAACAACGGAAUAUGGUAGAAAAUCAACUUUAAAGCUUUCUGAAUUUUGGGGGCUUUUUCAAGGAAAAAAAAUUAUGUUUUCUCAGAAAACAGGAGAAAAGCGAAGAAAACACACAAAUUGCCACGAGACCCAACGAAAAACAACAUGUUCCUUUGUCCUGUAAAUUGGUCCCGCUGCGAAAUUCUACAGUAUUUUAAAGGAACACGUUGGAUCUCGUGGCGAUUUGUGGUGUUUUAUUUUUAUGUUUUCUUAACCGACCUGAAUAGGUCGCUGAGAAAACAUAAUUUUUUUUCCUUGAAUAGCCCCAUAAGGAAAACAACUCACAGUAUCCUUCGAAAUAUUCAGUUUCUUAACUUUUAAGUGAGUUAAGUAGGUUAAAAUUAUAAAUAUGGAAUCAGUUGAAAUUUUCAACACAAAAAUAGUGCCCCUUAAUUUAGUCGGGCUCGGUUUUUGACCAUUCCACCAGCCAUCUUCAUCAAGUAUAAAAAUUUCAAUUAAUGGAUCAAAACUGAAUAAAGUUAUGAAAAAUGAGAUGAUUGAAAUUAAAAGUAUUAUAAUAUUAAUAUAAGUUUUCUUCCAAAUUCUUUUUAUAAUACACAAGUGUUGCGGAAUAUCGAUUGAUUACUGUAACAAUAUUUAGAAACAUGACAGAAUAAUAGGUUAUGAAAUGGAUGAUGUAGAAAUGUUCCAAUAAAUUGAAGAGAUAUGCGAUAUUUAAAAACUCAAUUAUAGUUGAUAUCUCAUAAGUGUACCAUGAAAUGAUGUUGAAAAUACCAACUAUGACAAAUAAAUAAUAAAAUGAACUUGUUAUUUGCUUUUUGACGAUUGAUAAAAUCAAUAAAUUUGGGAGAAAUAUGAGGAAUCUGAUAACAAAUCCGAGAUAUUGGAAAAUUGUAACAUCAGAUAGUGAAAAACUGGUGAUAUUGUAUGUUUCGUUAUAAAAAAGAGUGUAGAGCAAGUGAUUUUCGUGCAUUUUUAUGAGAAUGAGCAAGGAAAAUUGGAUUUUUCAAUUGUACAUAUGGCUCAUUAAAUUUCAUUUCCCAUUGAAAUUUAGUAUUACUAGGUGCAGAGAUAGCUAUAGAGUUAGAGACGCAGAGAAACGACUUUUCUUGUAGACCUACGACAUUGUUAAAAUGGCCAAAGAGAACUCAAUUCAAUUAUCAAAAGCGGAUAUCGAUUUGAGUUGUCAUAUAUUGUGUGAUGAAUCGGAUGGAAUUGUGCGAAGAAUUGGCGACACUUCUGGUGGUUUAUAUCAAAUUGAUGUGAAAAGAGCGAUUCGAUUGAUUUGCCGAGCACAUUUGGAAAGUUUGAUUCGAGAACAAUUGGAUCAGAAAGCUAUUAGGUAUACCGCAUAUAUGGGGAGGGGUUUUUUGAGAAAGGAAAUUUCGAGUUUUCCAUUGGAAAAUUCAGAUUUAUCUGCGUUUUCACAUGGAAGAUGGGAUUUUUCCUGGGGAAAUUUCUGAGUUUUUCAUAGGAAAAUGUGGAUUUAUCCAUUUUUUCACAUGAAAGAUAGGAUUUUUUACGAUAUUUUUUCAUGAAAAAUUGAAUUCUUCAUAGGAAAAUGUGGAUUUAUCCAUUUUUUCACAUGAAAAAUCGGUUAUUCUUGAAAAAGUCCCCUGAAAUUAUAUCUGAAAAUUCAAAUUUUCAAAAUUUUCAUUAAAUGUUAUCUAAAAUUGUCGUUUUCCAAUUGAAAAUAUGCAAAAAUCCCGAUUUUUCAGCUGAAAAUGCUGAAAUUUCGGGAUUUUUGCAUUAUUUUAAUUGAAAAUCGGCGGAGAUGCGGAAGCUAUGCCCAAAUUUUGAAUUUGUUUUAGAAAAAACUUGGAAUUUUCAUUUUUACUUCCAAAUCUCUGAAAUUUUGUCUGAAAAUCCAAAUUUUUCAUCGGAAAAUGCAGGUUUACUUGGAGUUUCAAAUGAAAAAGGAAGAUUUUCAGACAACAUUUCGAAAUGUUCAAAAAUUAUCUGAAAUUGUCGUUUUCCAAUUGAAAAUAUGCAAAAGUCGCGAUUUUUCAGCUGAAAAUGCUGAAAUUUCUGGAUUUUUGCAUAUUUUUAAUUGGAAAUUGACGGAGAUGCGGAAGCUAUGCCCAAAUUUUGAAUUUCUCUGGAACAAUGUUAGGCUAUCUCGAAAAAUCUGAAAAUUUGAACAAUAUUCAUUAUCUUCUUCAAGUUUCAGCCAAAUUUCACAUUUUUUUCGAUCUCUUAUUUUCAGCUACAAAAUCUUGAAAUUUUAAUUUUUCUGAAAAAUUCGAAGUUUUCCACUUUCCAAUCUAAAAAAUUAUUUUGAAAUUGUCGUUUUCGAAUUGAAAAUAUGCAAAAAUCCCGAUUUUCCAGCUGAAAAUGCUGAAAUUUCUGGGUUUUUGCAUAUUUUUAAUUGGAAAUCGGCGGAGAUGCGGAAGCUAUGCCCAAAUUUUGAAUUGGGGACUUUUCAGACAAUUUUUAGCUGUAAAAAACUGGAAUUCCAAGUUUCUUCGAAAAAUUGUCUGAAAAACUGAAAUUUGACAAAUUUUAGAUGCCAAUCUUAAAAUUUUUGAACCAAAAAAGAUAUCUGAAAGUUUUUACACAAAUUUUGAAAAAAUGUUCUGAAAAGACUUACCUGAAUUGUUCAAAAAUUACCUAGGAUUACUGAAAAGUUCAAGUAAGGUACUCAAAAAUAGCCUUAGAACCCCUAAAUUCACUCUAACCACUUUAAAAUCACUCCCAAACCCUUUUUUUCCUUUCCAGAAUAAUGCAUUUACUGGAAGUUCGUCAUUAUUUAGACGAAGAACAAGUGGAAAAACAAAGUAUGAUGUCAGCAAAAGAAGCUCGUGAAAUGCUAUAUGCAUUAGUUGAAGAAGGUUAUGUAUUCACAAAAGCGGUUGGAAGAAGUGGCGAUUUUCAACCAGCAAGAACAAUUUAUUUAUAUUAUUUGGAUUUGAAGAAAACUGUGCAAGGAUUGGUUGAAUAUACGUGUAAGGUAAGAGAAAAUCGGGGGAUUUUCAGACGAAAAAUCGAGUUUUUCAUAGGAAAAUUUGGAUUUAUCUGCGUUUUCACAUGAAAGAUGAGAUUUUUUGUCUGAAAAUCAAUUUUUGCUGAAAAUUCCAGGUUUUCUUUGAUUUCCAUACGAAAUUUCGAGUUUUUCAUAGGAAAAUUCGGAUUUAUCUGCGUUUUCACAUGAAAGAUGGGAUUUUUCGUCUGGAAAUCAAGUUUUUGUUGAAAAUUCCAGGUUUUCUUUGAUUUCCAGGCGAAAUUUUCGAGUUUUUCAUAGGAACAUUUGGAUUUAUCUGCGUUUUCACAUGAAAGAUGAGAUUUUUCGUCUGGAAAUCAAGUUUUGACCGGAAAUUCCAGGUUUUCUUUGAUUUCCAGACAAAAAAUCGAGGUUUUCAUAGGAAAAUUGAGAUUUAUCUUCGUUUUCACAUGAAAGAUGAGAUUUUUGUCCGAAAAUCAAUUUUUGCUGAAAAUUCCUGGUUUUCUUUGAUUUCCAGACGAAAUUUUCGAGUUUUUCAUAGGAAAAUUGAGAUUUAACUGCGUUUUCACAUGAAAGAUGAGAUUUUUCGUCUGGAAAUCAAUUUUUGCUGAAAAUUCCUGGUUUUCUUUGAUUUCCAGACGAAAUUUUCGAGUUUUUCAUAGGAAAAUUUGGAUUUAUCUUCGUUUUCACAUGAAAGAUGGGAUUUUUCGUCUGAAAAUUCAAUUUUUCUCAUCGGAAAAUGCAGGUGUGCUUGUAGUAUUUCCAAAUGUCUGAAAUUGUCGUUUUCCAAUUGAAAAUAUGCAAAAAUCCCGAUUUUCCAGCUGAAAAUGCUGAAAUUUCUGGAUUCUUUGCAUAUUUUCAAUCGGAAAUCGGCGGAGAUGCGGAAGCUAUGCCCAAAUUUUGAAUUUUCUCUGAAAAACUUUUUUUUUUUUAAAUCGAUCGAAAAAUUCCUGGAAAAUUUGACAAACGGUGUAAUUUAAUUUAAGAACUUUUCUGAAAAACCGGUUUUUUUUUUUAUGGAAAAAUUGAAUGGAAAUCAGAAAUCAUUGGAAUUUUUUUGGGUUUUUUUCUAAACAAUAGACAACUAGAGUAUAGUAUGGCUAGAAAAAAAAAUAAUUAAAAUCUUGAAAUUAGGCUUAGCUUUAGGCUUAGCUAAAAUAUUAGGGUUAGGCUUAGGCUUAACCAAAAUGUUAGGCUUAGGCUUAACCAAAAUGUUAGGCUUAGGCUUAACCAAAAUGUUUUAGGCUUGGGCUUAACCAAAAUGUUAGGCUUAGGCUUAACCAAAAUGUUAGGCUUAGGCUUAACCAAAAUGUUAGGCUUAGGCUUAACCAAAAUGUUAGGCUUAGGCUUAACCAAAAUGUUACGCUUAGGCUUAACCAAAAUGUUCAGGCUUAGGCUUAACCAAAAUGUUAGGCUUAGGCUUAACCAAUAAUAUAGGCUUAUUCUUAGGCUUAACCAAAAUGUUACGCUUAGGCUUAACCAAAAUGUUCAGGCUUAGGCUUAACCAAAAUGUUAGGCUUGGGCUUAACCAAAAUGUUAGGCUUAGGCUUAACCAAAAUGUUAGGCUUAGGCUUAACCAAAAUGUUAGGCUUAGGCUUAACCAAAAUGUUACGCUUAGGCUUAACCAAAAUGUUCAGGCUUAGGCUUAACCAAAAUGUUAGGCUUAGGCUUAACCAAUAAUAUAGGCUUAUUCUUAGGCUUAACCAAAAUGUUAGGCUUAGGCUUAACCAAAAUGUUACGCUUAGGCUUAGCUAAAAUGUUAGGCUUAGGCUUAACCAAAAUGUUAUGCUUAAGCUUAACUAAAAUGUUAGGCUUAGGCUUAACCAAAAUGUUAGGCUUAGGCUUAACCAUAAGUAUGAACUCAAAAUUUCCCCAAAUUCCCAUUUUUUCCAGCUCAUCCGAAAUCUAAUUCUCCGAAAUUCAUUCGAACGCAAAGAAAACAAACAUUUAUUGGACAAAGAUGCGACAGUUGGACCAAUUGUUGAAGGAAUCAAAGGAAAUGAAGAAUUGGACGAAGAAUCGAAGUUGGCACAAAUUGCAGAAGUCGAAGAGAUGUAUUUGCCGGGACCCGAUCGACUACAAUUGGACAAGUUUCGAAAAGCACAAGCUUGUCUUUUGGCAUCGCAAGAUAGAUCGGCUAAAGUAUUGUUGGCUUUUAAAUUGUUUUUGAAUCAAUAG